Messenger RNA from Phyllostomus discolor (pale spear-nosed bat), 547 nucleotides. RefSeq names its product SS18 like 2 (gene SS18L2). Gene Ontology annotation, cellular component: nucleus. The coding region runs from base 109 to 342 and encodes 77 amino acids. Gene Ontology annotation, biological process: positive regulation of transcription by RNA polymerase II. The record is from RefSeq and is a predicted model, not a curated record. NCBI's taxonomy places the organism in Eukaryota, Metazoa, Chordata, Mammalia, Chiroptera, Phyllostomidae. Gene Ontology annotation, molecular function: transcription coactivator activity. The transcript has 3 exons.
UAUUGUGGCUUCUGCUGCUUUUAAGGUGUCUGGACCUGCUGGGUGGUUGUGGUCUAGCUGUGCGGGGUUCCCCGGGCCUGAGCCCUGGUUCCAGCCUAGCUUCCCGCAAUGUCUGUGGCCUUCGUACCAGACUGGCUGAGAGGCAAGGCACAAGUCAACCAGGAGACGAUCCAGCGGCUCCUGGAGGAGAAUGACCAGCUGAUCCGCUGUAUCGUGGAGUAUCAGAACAAAGGCCGGGCGAAUGAGUGCGUCCAGUACCAGCAUGUGUUACACAGAAAUCUCAUUUAUUUGGCUACCAUUGCAGAUGCCAACCCAACCAGUCCUUCAAAAGUAAUGGAGUGAUCGCCCAGCCGACUGUCGUGAGGAGUAAUUGAAUGUAAUCCAUUUCCUGUGAAACGGGGACGGGAUCUUGAGCAAUGCAGCUGCUGAAAACAUGAAGGAAACCCUUGUGGCUCCUUUCAAAGUGGGAAAAUGUAAAGGAAGCUACUAAAUUAACUGUAUUUCAAUGUAAAUAUUUAUUUUUCAUAAUGAAGCAGAUUCCCCCAAU